Messenger RNA from Aspergillus welwitschiae, 1312 nucleotides. Its product is annotated as NAD(P)-dependent oxidoreductase. The record is from RefSeq and is a predicted model, not a curated record. The coding region runs from base 146 to 1069 and encodes 307 amino acids. The transcript is spliced from 2 exons. NCBI's taxonomy places the organism in Eukaryota, Fungi, Ascomycota, Eurotiomycetes, Eurotiales, Aspergillaceae. Gene Ontology annotation, molecular function: NAD binding; NADP binding; oxidoreductase activity, acting on the CH-OH group of donors, NAD or NADP as acceptor.
GGUAUAUAAGUACAGACAGACAUGGCAUCCUCAAAUCCAUCAUUCAAGCUAGCACUUUUCUUCUAUCCUCCACUUGAGAUCUCACCCCAACGUCUCUACCUUGACUACUUCUCUCCACUCUCAAUACCUUCUCACAUCGCACACAAUGGCUCCUCAACUCGCCUGGCUGGGCCUUGGUAACAUGGGCCGCGGCAUAGCCAAAAACCUCGCUGCCAAAGGCUCCCUCGCCACCCCCCUAAUCAUCUACAACCGCAACAUCACCCGCGCCCAAGAAUUCCAAGCCGCGACUCCCAACACCACCAUCGCCAACACCGUCUCCGAAGCCGUCACCAAGUCCGAUAUCAUCUUCACCUGUGUCGGCGACGACGCCGCCAUCCAAUCCAUCAUCGACGCCAGCAUCGCCAGCGGCUCCCCUCUCACCGACAAGCUCUUCGUCGACUGCUCCACCGUCCACCCUGACACUACAACCUCCAUCUCCGAGAAGCUUCAAGCCAAGGGUGCUCGCUUCGUCGCCAGUCCCGUCUUCGGUGCCCCUCCCAUGGCCGCCGCCGGCCAAGUUAUCCCCGUCCUGGCGGGUCCCCGCGUAGCCGUCGAGCAGGUCAAGCCCUACACGACUGGGGUUAUUGCCAAGGCGGUUGUGGAUUUCAGUGAUCAGCCUCCGGCUAAGGCAUCGCAGUUGAAGAUUCUUGGUAACACCUUUGUGUUGGGUAUGGUCGAGAGUAUUGCGGAGGGAUUGGUGGUUGCGGAUAAGUGUGGACUGGGCACGGAUGCUCUGCAUCAGUUCUUUGAGGCUGUGUUCCCCGGCCCCUAUGUGGCUUACUCGGCUAGGAUGAGGUCCGGUGAUUAUCAUGAGCGGAAGGAGCCGUUGUUUGCGGUUGAUCUGGCUCGGAAGGAUGCUCGUCAUGCGAUGGAUUUGGCGGGUAAGGUGGGCGCCAGGAUGAAGGGAGUUGAGUUGGCCGAUGACUACAUGGCGAAGGUGAAGGAGCAUAUGGGUGAGAGGGGAGAUGUUGCGGGUAUGUAUGGCGCUGUGCGCCAGGAGGCGGGAUUGAAGUUCGAGAAUGCUCAGUAGGUUGAUGUUGAGCCACCUCUUCUGCCUACGGGACCUUACAUCUUAUCUACCUACCAACCAACCAUCGUCUUAAGAUCUAGACCAUAUACAUAUACUUGAAUCCAUUUCUGCCCUGUUUCUUGAGCGUUAAUGUGGUUUGACGAGCUAGCUGAAUUGAGCAGGUCACCUUUGUCUUCUCACCUUUCAUCACCACAUUGUAGAAUUCCAUCAAUUUGACAAAUCCAAGUCAUUUAAAGUGCUCCC